Molecule: messenger RNA, 1502 nt
Organism: Juglans microcarpa x Juglans regia
Lineage: Eukaryota; Viridiplantae; Streptophyta; Magnoliopsida; Fagales; Juglandaceae
Exons: 2
Coding region: 440-1027 (195 amino acids)
Source: RefSeq, a predicted model, not a curated record
AUUCAUUCCCCAUAACACUGAAGUCUGACGCUGCACAACCCCAAAAAAGGAAGGGAGGUUCCAUUAACGACAACCUUUUUUAUGUUCCGCCUAGAAAACAGCCUCUGCUUAUCUCUUUCCAAUUUCCUCUCAGGAUUUCCACUUUCCCAUACCUUUUUGAGACUCGGAGAACACCCACCCAUAGCACCCACCCAUUUUAGGUUCUACACCAAAAGACACAAAAUAAUUGAAGACAACAAUUCUCCGACCAUUCCUUUAUGAUUCUUCCCCUUCAACCUCACAAUCUGAUCUCUUCUUUGAUUCCCAUACGAAAUCGGGUUCCUUUUUUCACAAGGGCAUCUUUCUUUUUGCUGGUGGUAGUAUUAGUAUUAAUCUCUAGCGCUCUCUCUUCCACCGCUACCAACGCCAAACCCCUAAAGAAGCAGCAUCCAGAAUCAACAUGAAGGUCCACCCGAUCCCCAGGAAGCGUAACAUCACCGUCCAAUACGAUAUGAAUGCGAGAGAUCCUCUCUCUGAGGCUCAGGCCCUUCUGGGUCUCUCCUCCAAGAAGCUCAGGCGCUUGCCACACGUCUUCAGCCGCGUCCUCGAGCUCCCCUUUCGGUCCGACGCCGAUGUCUCGGUCGAGGAGAAGCCCGAUUGCUUCCGAUUCAUCGCUGAGACCGAUAACGAUAUCCGCAACGUGCGGGCCCACACCGUUGAAAUCCAUCCCGGGGUAACGAAGAUUGUGGUGAGGGAAAGUGGGUCCCUCGAAUUGUCCUUGGACGAGCUUGAGCUCGAUAUGUGGAGAUUUCGGCUACCCGAGUCGACCCGGCCGGAGUUGGCAAGCGCGGCCUUUGUCGAUGGAGAGCUUAUCGUGACGGUGCCCAAGGGCGAGGAGGGAGUGGAGAAUGCUGAGGAAAAUGGCGUUGGUGGUGGUGGAGACGAGGAUGUUUGGAGAGAUGGGAAUGGUGAGGGCUUUAGAGGAGGUAUCGGAGUUCAACGUUCUGUGACAGUUCUUCCCGAUGCUUUGGCAGAGAUAAUUGUUUAAAUAUGCUGGGAAUGAUAUUGGAGGAAGAAUAAGAACGCUGAAAGUUCAUUUCGAUGCUUCAGCAGGAUUCUAGUUAAAUACGCUUGGGAUGAGAUGGAGGAAGGGAAGAAUAACUAUUUCAUUUGAUCCGAAGCAUGUCAUGAUGAGUUUCAUCAUAGUUUGGAUGAUAUGCUUCAAUUUUGGGGCUGAACUUUUCUCUGGAAUUGCAAAACCGUUUAUUUCCGAGAGUUCGGAAUCGUGGAUCACUUUGGAGGUCUAUUUUGCCUCUCCCUUCACAGCUGAUGUGAGCCUUAUGGAAACUUUUUUGUUUUUAACAAGAGGCGACAUUUUUCAGCACUUCUAACUUGAAUUUGACAAUUCUUAUGCAUUCAGUCGCUAACUCAGAAGUGUUGUGUGUACUCUGCAAGGUAGUUUAUUUGUUGCUUACUUGGUUGAGACAUUCUAAUAAGAGCCCUUGAUGAACUCCGUUCCUGUA